CACCAACACCAACACCAACUGCAACUGCAACAUCAGCCGCAACAGCAGCAGCAGCAGCAGCAGCAGCAGCAGCAGCAGCAGCAGCAUCAACAUCAACAUCAGCAGGUAGGCAUCCUCGCAGACGCCGCAGGACUCGCCCAAUUGCCCGCUUUCGCCAUCCGCGCUUUGCUCAACCGGCCGAGCCCUGUUAAGACGAGCAGAGAGAGAGAGAGAAAAAGAGAAAGAGAGAGAGAGAGAGAGAGAGAAAAAGAGAAAGAGAGAGAGAGAGAGAGAAAGAAAGCUUGA
This is a messenger RNA of Protopolystoma xenopodis, 285 nucleotides long. Lineage: Eukaryota; Metazoa; Platyhelminthes; Monogenea; Polystomatidea; Polystomatidae. The record is from the annotation of a GenBank genome assembly.